Molecule: messenger RNA, 2583 nt
Organism: Letharia columbiana
Lineage: Eukaryota; Fungi; Ascomycota; Lecanoromycetes; Lecanorales; Parmeliaceae
Exons: 6
Coding region: 1-2583 (860 amino acids)
Biological process (GO): deoxyribonucleotide catabolic process; siroheme biosynthetic process
Cellular component (GO): cytoplasm
Molecular function (GO): deoxyribose-phosphate aldolase activity; uroporphyrin-III C-methyltransferase activity
Source: RefSeq, a predicted model, not a curated record
AUGACAACUAGAUAUACACAGGACGAGUGGCUUGCUAUAUUUGACCAAGCGGGGCAGAACCUAUCAAGUACCCCAACAGAAUACAAAGCACCAAGUGUCGGGACUGCGGCGUUUGCUAAGACCUUUGAUCAUACGCUCUUAAAGCUCGAAGCGACAGGCACGCAGGUGGAUACUCUCUGCGAGGAAGCUAGGAGACACAAUUUCAAGUCCGUCUGUGUACGACUGAAGUGGGUGGACCGCGCUGUUCACAAUCUGCAAGGAGGUUCGGUCGUUCUAGCUUGUGUGGUCGGAUUUCAUGAGGGAACCCAAUCCAUCAAGGAGAAGACAACUGAAGCCUCGAGAGCUGUCGAUGCAGGCGCCAAAGAGCUCGACAUGGUCAUGAAUCAUGUUCUCCUCAGACAGAAACACUACUCCAAGGUGUACACAGACAUAGCAGCUGUGCGUAACGUGGCACCUCAUCCAAUCAUCCUUAAGGUGAUCCUGGAAACAUCUCAACUAUCUCCACGCGAAAUAAUAGCUGGAUGCAAGAUAGCGGAGGCAGCAGGGGCCGAUUAUGUGAAGACUAGCACUGGAUUCAACGGCCAAGGUGCAACUCAAGAGAACGUCAAACUGAUGAAGAGCGUUGUGGGAAACACUAUGAAAGUCAAGGCAAGUGGCGGCGUGAAGACGGUGAAUGAGUGCGUGGUCAUGAUGGAAGCUGGUGCAGAGAGAAUCGGCACGAGCAAUGGAGUAUGGAUCAUGGAUGAAGCAAAGGGUUUGCUCGAGCAGGUAACCCAUGCUGCUGCAACUGGGGAACUGAAAGGCCAGAGGCCAGCAUCAUCGUUAACGCGGAUGUUCACUCUUGACUCGGCUGGUCAUGUCCAUCUGAUUGUUGGAUCAAACCCAUUAGCCAGUGCGAGGUGCUCGAAGAGCAUUGAAGUCGGCGCAAAGCCAAAAGUCAUUGCCCCAGCGGACGCAGACUUUCAUUAUGUACUGGCAAAACGAAUCGAAGAUGGAGAAGUGGAAUGGAUCAAGAAAAGCUUCGAGGAUACAGAUCUUUCAACGCUGGGAAGGGGUGAGGUAGACAAUGUUGUAGACGCCGUAUUCGUGACCGGGAAUGGGAAGAAUGCAUUAAGCACACAUAUCUCUAGCUUAUGCCGCCGUCUGCGUGUACCAGUCAAUGUUGUGGACGCACCCAAUCUAUGCACGUUUACACUUCUUUCUACGCACGCGGAUGGACCACUACAAAUUGGGAUCACGACAUCUGGCAAGGGUUGCAAGCUUGCUUCAAGGAUACGGCGAGAGAUUGCGUCAUCUCUCCCGCCCAACUUUGGCACUGCCGUGGAACGUCUAGGUACGAUUCGGCGUCGGAUAUGGGAAGAAGACCACAGAACGUACGAGACCGAGGAGCCAGCUACGGAAGUUGAGGACGAUGAUGCCACAGCACAGAGGCCUACCUUCAAUCGGUUGGUUUCAGAGACAGAUCACAACGCCGCAAGAACACGCCGUAUGCGUUGGCUUUCUCAAAUUUGCGAAUACUGGCCUAUGCGACGGCUCGCUUCCAUUACGGAUGCCGAUAUUGAUACUAUACUGCGAUCCUACAAUACCCCGAGCGAUUUAGUGCCGCCUCCAUUGGAUGCUACGAAUCCAAACACACGCAGUGGUCCCAAACCAAUGAUCAUUCUGGCCGGAUCUGGCCCUGGCAAUCCGUCACUCCUGACAAUGGCCACCCACCGCGCGAUCCAGACCGCUUCCGUUAUCCUCGCGGAUAAGCUUGUUCCAGCUCCUGUGCUUGAUCUUAUUCCUCGUCGCACCCCUGUCCACAUCGCUCGCAAAUUUCCUGGCAACGCAGACGCCGCUCAAGCCGAAUUGCUCUCACUUGGCCUGGAGGCCUUGCAGAAAGGCCAUACCGUACUUAGGCUAAAGCAGGGUGAUCCUUACAUCUAUGGACGGGGAGCAGAAGAAUUUAGUUUCUUCCGAGAAAGGGGUUAUGUUCCAGUUGUUCUCCCAGGCAUUACUAGUGCCCUUUCAGCUCCAUUGUUCGCUGCUAUACCGCCUACGCACCGCAGUGUGGCGGAUCAGGUCCUGAUUUGUACGGGUACCGGACGGAAAGGAGCUGCGCCUGACCCUCCUCCCUACAUUCCGACACAGACAGUGGUCUUCCUCAUGGCAUUGCACCGACUUUCUUCUCUUGUUGAUGCUUUGGUUGGAGCAGGACGUACAAUGGAAUCAUCGGAAAUUGGAUCAAAACCCAAGCCUUGGCCGCGAGAAACCCCUUGUGCCGUCGUCGAACGAGCUUCUUGUCCAGACCAGCGGGUCAUACGAAGUACGCUGCAGCAUGUCUGCACAGCCGUCGAAGAAGAGGGGAGCAGACCUCCUGGAUUACUGAUCGUGGGCUGGAGCUGUGAGGUGCUAAUGGAGAUGAAAGGGACAGGGAGAUGGUUGGUGGAGGAGGGAUUCGCAGGAUUCGAGGCACCAGAACUUGGAAGCAAUGGUUCAGCAGGUUUAGUGAAAGGGAUGAGUAUAGAUGGUCCCUCGAGAAACGAACAUUUACUACACAACAGCGAGACAUCUGCUCAAAUAUCGGAUCUGAGUGUCCAAUAA